Messenger RNA from Drosophila innubila, 1076 nucleotides. RefSeq names its product MICOS complex subunit MIC27 (gene Mic26-27). The transcript has 3 exons. The coding region runs from base 186 to 866 and encodes 226 amino acids. Gene Ontology annotation, cellular component: MICOS complex. NCBI's taxonomy places the organism in Eukaryota, Metazoa, Arthropoda, Insecta, Diptera, Drosophilidae. The record is from RefSeq and is a predicted model, not a curated record. Gene Ontology annotation, biological process: cristae formation.
UGGAACGAAAAUUUGCUUUCGAAUUGUCAAAAUAGGAACCUCAAAGAGAGCAACUGUAUCGAAGACGUCACCUCAAAUAAAUACACCUUGAUUCAAUACAACUCUAGCUGUGACACAUUAUGCAAUGUUUUAAACAAACUGAGACACUUCAAUACGUUAAUGCUUAAGGUAGCAACAAGCUGAGAAUGCUACGCAAAUCAACGAUGAUAGCUGCAGCCGUGGCAGUCACCACAGCAGCAACACCACAAAGUGCACCAACAACCGAUCCGAUGGUGUGUAAACCUAGUGACCUGCCCAUCUAUGGUUCCUUGCGGCCACAAACACAGUCUAAAAGUCACCCGAACCGGGCGCCAAAAGAAAAUGCGCUCUAUACGAAUCUGGAGAGCGGAGUGCGCACCAUGCGCAUGGAGCUAAAGAGCGGCUAUAAUAUGGUUGCUGAGCAGACAUCAGUUGUCGGAGAUUACUAUAGGACAGCGAAGGAUCAUACUCAGCGUUCCAUUGAUUUCCUGAACGAGCCACAGAACUCGAUGCAUCGCAGCGGUGCCAUUGUGAUGGGCGGCUUGGCGGGUUUUAUAUUUGGGGCACGUGGCGGCGUCAUUAAGAAGAUCGUGUAUACGACCAUUGGAGCAGGUACUGUGGCAUCCUUGUGCUAUCCACGCCAGGCGGAGGAAAAUGCCCGCAUUGUGCUCUAUGAGGGCCGCAAAAUAUUUGCUGUUGCCUACAACUUUAUCAAAGGCGUGAAGCCCGGCGAGGAAGUGCCAUUGGAGCCAAUCAAAAAUUUCCCCACAUCUCUGCAGGAUCUGAAGUAUCUCGCUCUUGAUCUCGUGGACGAGGCUAAGGAAUCGCUGUUCCCCAAGAAGAAGUAAACGCAAAAACAAACCAAACGCUAUUGCGAACGAGAAAGAGAAUGAUACACGACUAAACUGGCCAUUGACAGUGCUACAAUUUCUAUAAUAUUCCUGAUCCUAUUUCUACUUUCGCAUACAGUUAUCAAUUCUCUGUAUUAUGUAUUCGGAUGUCGAUCUUCUGUUGCUUGCAAUAAAACUCAAGCCGCGUAUCAAAAGUGAAAACCAUAA